AUGCACCCUUUAUCGGAAGUAUGGAGCCCUCCUAAAUGCACACACGGCUUUAGCGGCUUACAAAUCACAUGGGUGUGAUACCUUGCUCUUCACUUGACUUCUACGCCUGCUCAGCCUAAAGAUCUCCCUUUUCCAGUAGCAAAACUCUAUACUGUAAAAUCCAGUGCUGGAUAUAGAGUUACUGUAAAAACUGAACCCCAUAAUAUAACGAUGACCCCCCUCAAUCUUCAUGUCUAUUGCAAUAAAAAUUUUUUGAAAAAAUUAUCAUACCCCACUGCAACACAACAUUUUUAUAAAAAAAAUAAUGCAUUUUCUCUAGAUGAGUUUCUCAAAAAAAAACAUAAAACAACGCUGCUGUUGGCGUGUCUAUGACCUUCUCAUCGAGAUUUGGACGACUAUUGUCAUCGCUCGCCAUUUUAUUAA
This is a messenger RNA of Blepharisma stoltei, 423 nucleotides long. Lineage: Eukaryota; Ciliophora; Heterotrichea; Heterotrichida; Blepharismidae. The record is from the annotation of a GenBank genome assembly.